AUGGAUGUUGGUGAUAUUAUAGAACAUGAUAUAGAAAUACCAAAUGAACCAUUACCUCCAAUAAUACCUGAACCACAAGAGAAGAAUUUGAAAGUAUCACGAUGGAAACAACAGAAUAAGGAUGCAAAGAAAGAAGAACCAAAGAAAGAAAUAAAGAAAGCUGAAACGAAGGGUCAAUUAUCUGAAUCUGAAAAUAUACAUCAAGAGAAUCUAGAUAAAUUAUCACAAAUGAGUCAAGAUGAAAUAUUACAAGAGAGGCAAGAAUUACUUGAAGGCUUAAACCCCAAACUAGUAGAAAGUUUAAUUAACAGAUCCAAGAAAAGAGAGGAUAAACAUGAUCAUCAUCAACAUGCAGAAGGUUAUAAUGGUUGGAUAGGAGGUAUGAAAACAAGUCAAGGAGUUUCCGAACUAUCUCAAUUGGAUAAAGAAGAUGUAGAUAAAGCAUUGGGUAUCAACAACUUAUCAAUGUCAGAUAAAAAAGUAUCAUUCGACAAAGAAGUAAAGACUAUUGACAUUGAAGAUCUCGAUGAGUCAGUUCAAUUAGAUCCAAAUGGAUGGGAAGACGUCGAUGAAAUGGAUGAAAUGAUACCAAAUAACCAAAUUGCCCCUGAUGAUUUUCAAAUAAAUCAUGAGAAUGAAACCGUCCAUUUCCUAAAACCAAAAGAAGAAGAAUUGGACCUAAAUGAUCCUGAGUUCUAUAAUAAAUUACAUGAGAAAUAUUAUCCAGAUUUACCAAAGGAAACUGCAAAAUUAUCAUGGAUGACUACACCACGUCCAAAGAAAACAAAUACAGAGUAUGAAAGUAUAAGUGAUUUGCGAUUUGAUUUCAAGGGAAACUUAAUCGAACUUGAAGAUGAGUCAAAUGAUAAUCUUGGAUUACAUCAUCAUUCUGAGUCUCCACAAUUGGCAGGGUAUACAUUAUCUGAAUUGGCUCAUUUAUCAAGAAGUACAAUGGCUAGUCAACGAUGUAUUAGUAUUCAAACACUAGGUCGAAUAAUGCAUAAAUUGGGCCUACACAAGUAUAAUAUAGUCGAUGUCGAAGAUGAGGAAGUUAAUAAGAUGAUGGAAAAUUUUGAAGGUAUGAUUUGGGGUUUGAUUGAUGAGUUAAGGAUAGUUGAAACGUUGACAGAAGCUGCUGAUGAGAAAAAGACAAAGAAUCUUUCAGUUAGAAAUUAUGCUAUUGAUGCAUUAUGGUUAUAUAGAUCAGGUGGGGGUAGACCUUAG
Insectozyma verbasci is the source of this 1224-nucleotide messenger RNA. The record is from the annotation of a GenBank genome assembly. Lineage: Eukaryota; Fungi; Ascomycota; Pichiomycetes; Serinales; Debaryomycetaceae.